AUGUCUGUCAACCCAGCUCACGUCAAUCCCCUUGAUUGCAACGAAGUCUCCGAACAGUGCCCCGUCAAAGCUUCGAUCUAUGGGUACUAUCCUAUUCUGGCAUCCAACGCCUUUUUCUGUGCCCUCUUCGGACUUUGCUUCAUUGUCAAUCUUGGCCUCGGCUGGCGCUAUAGGACCUGGUCCUACACGCUUGCAAUGUCCCUUGCGUGCAUAUCUAGCUGCAUCGGCUAUGUUGGUCGAUGUCUCAUGCACAGCAAUCCAUUCGACUCCGUCGGCUUCGAGAUUCAGAUCUGUUGCCUCACGUUUGCCCCGGCUUUCAACUCCGCUGCUAUCUAUCUGAUUUUGAAGCACCUAGUCUUGCAGCUCGGCAGAGAAUGGUCAAGGAUCAGACCGAAAUAUUACACAUGGGGUUUCAUUACAGCCGACUUUCUUGCCCUAACUCUGCAAGCAGCGGGUGGAGGUAUUGCAGGAUCUGCCGGAGACGACGAGAAUUUUCGAGACGUUGGGGAUAGACUCAUGAUUACUGGUAUCUCUUGGCAGGUCCUGACUCUGCUCAUCUUCGCUGUGGCUGUCGCAGACUAUUCGAUUCGACGGGUGAAAUCUCAGCCUCUUUCCGAAUCUGCGCAGUCUCUGAUCAGCGAUUCGAAGUUCCGGAUCUUCGUGGUGGCACAACUGGUCGCGUACCUUGCCAUCUUGAUUCGAUGCGUCUAUCGAGUGGCUGAGAUGGCGAAUGGCUGGCGCAAUCCGAUCAUGCAGGAUCAAAGCCUCUUUAUCGGACUUGACAGUGUACAGGUCGGCUCUGCCACAAUCAUUCAGACAUUUCUCCAUCCCGGUUAUUUCUUCCCAGCACUUGCCAGCUAUGGAAAGGAGAAGAAGGUCCGAAAGACAAAUAAUGUCACUGGGGAGGCGAUCAGUAGCGAGACCCAGCUGGAAAAGGCCACGGUUUAG
Molecule: messenger RNA, 948 nt
Organism: Fonsecaea erecta
Lineage: Eukaryota; Fungi; Ascomycota; Eurotiomycetes; Chaetothyriales; Herpotrichiellaceae
Exons: 2
Coding region: 1-948 (315 amino acids)
Cellular component (GO): plasma membrane; fungal-type vacuole
Source: RefSeq, a predicted model, not a curated record